ACGACGUGUUCACAGUGGGAGUGGCCAACGUGACACGAUGGAGUGCGAGCUGGCGGGGGCUGCUGGCGGCAGGCGCCGAUGCAUGGUGCGUGCAGGAGGCCCGCAUCCCAGCUCGGCAGGCGUCGUCCACCUCAGCGGAUGCGUGGACGCGCGGUCUGCGGCUCCAGGUGGGGCCCGAGCACGACGGCGAUCAUCUGCUGGCCGUCGCUCACCGGCCAGGCCGCUGCGGGGUCCGGGCGGAGCCGCCGCUGGGCGUGUCGUGCAGGCACCCGGGGCGCCUCCAGCACAUGGUGAUCUACUUCGGGCAGGCCCGGGCCGUUCACUUCAUGAACUGCUACGGCUACGCGGGCGGUAGGUGCGAUGAGGAGCGCAACGCCGACCUGAUCCUCGAAGGCUUGCAGUGGCUGCGUGGCCUCGGCGCGGUGCCAGCCUUCCUCGUGGGGGAUCUGAACUGCAGCCUGGAGGCCGUGGGCCUCUCGGGAGUGCUGGCCAUGGCAGGCUGGCGCGACCUGCUGGCCGCGGCAGGGCCCACCUGCGUGCCCACCCACGGCACCCCCUCCCGCCUCGACUACAUCCUGGCCAACGCCGAGGCCAUGAGCAUGGUCGAUCGAGUCAGCAUCCGUUGGGACCUCGGGCUGGCCAUGCACGCGGCGCUGCUGGUGACCUUCCGGGCCAGCCCGCCCGAGCAGGCGUGGGUCCGGCAGCCGGUCCCAGCCCUCGAUGACACUGCCGCCGACGGCUGGAGCCCAGCAGUUGCACGGGAUGUCACGGCGGCGGUGGUGGCGCAGUACGAGGCGCCGUACCGCGAGGCGCUCAGGGCGCAGGACCUGGCGGCGGCGUGGGCGGUGCUCAGCAUGACCAUGCGGACGUGGCUGGCGGCGCGGCAGGGGCGACCUGCGGUGCCCGAGCGGCCGCAUGCGGCUGCAGUGCUGCGCGCGGAGCGGGCUCCUGCGGCUGGAGGCGGCGGCGAGGCGGCAGAUGCGGCUGCAGACGCGGCUUUGCUGAGGCUACGGCGCCUGCGCGGGCUGCGACACGCGAUGGCCCGCGGCAGCGUCGCGGCGAGAGGCGUGGCAGGGGAGACGCUCACGGCGCUGCGGGCCGCGGACGCGGGUGAUGCCGCCUGGGAGCCGCGGUUGGCGGCGGUGCAGCUGGACGCCGCGCUCCCGGAGGCUCUGGUGCAGCUCGCGGAGGCUGACUGGGCGUCGGCCCGCUCUGCGGCACGCGAGCGAAGGCAACUCGAGUGGCGCCGGUGGGUCGACGAGUCCUUGGCGAACGCGCAGGGCCGCCUCUACAGGUGGAUCCGCGGCGGUGGCACGCUGGACGCGGAGCUCGUGCCCGACCCCGCGGCCCAUGCAGUGGCGCCGAACUCCGCGCCCGGACGGCGCUCCUGGCUGCUUGCUCUACGCGGCGGGCCUGCCGCCAAGCUUCGAUUCUAUGAGGGCCCCUGGCGGCAGCUCUGGCAGCGGCAGGCAGAUGACAUCAGCUGGCUGCUCCGCCACAUGCCCAAGCGGAAGAAGCCGGGUCUCGACGGCUGGACGGUGGCAGAGUUGCGCCUCUUGCCCCAGGAGCUGCUGGGCUGGGUAGCUGAUUUCUUCGAGGCCCAGAGGUUCAACUGGGGGCCGAAGAGCUGGCUUGGGAACUUGCCUUAG
Messenger RNA from Prorocentrum cordatum, 1649 nucleotides. The record is from the annotation of a GenBank genome assembly. NCBI's taxonomy places the organism in Eukaryota, Dinophyceae, Prorocentrales, Prorocentraceae.